Ornithorhynchus anatinus (platypus) is the source of this 1252-nucleotide messenger RNA. RefSeq names its product high mobility group box 1 (gene HMGB1). Gene Ontology annotation, biological process: regulation of transcription by RNA polymerase II. Gene Ontology annotation, molecular function: DNA binding, bending. Gene Ontology annotation, cellular component: nucleus. The transcript is spliced from 5 exons. The coding region runs from base 143 to 790 and encodes 215 amino acids. Lineage: Eukaryota; Metazoa; Chordata; Mammalia; Monotremata; Ornithorhynchidae. The record is from RefSeq and is a predicted model, not a curated record.
CGGAGAGAGCGAGGAGGCUGCGUCGGGCUCCCGCUCUCCCAGCCAUUGCAGCGCCUUCGGCUCCCGAGACGCAGCGCCGGCCGACGGGCAGCCGCACGGCCACCGGGCGACGCGGGCCAGCGCGGCCGGAAAAUAAUCGAAAAUGGGGAAAGGUGAUCCUAAGAAGCCAAGAGGGAAAAUGUCUUCGUAUGCCUUCUUUGUGCAAACCUGCCGAGAGGAGCACAAGAAGAAACAUCCAGAUGCUGCAGUGAACUUCUCAGAGUUCUCAAAAAAGUGUUCAGAACGGUGGAAGACCAUGUCCGCUAAAGAAAAAGGAAAGUUCGAAGACAUGGCAAAGGCUGACAAGGUUCGUUAUGAAAGAGAAAUGAAAACCUACAUACCCCCUAAAGGAGAAACAAAAAAGAAGUUCAAGGAUCCCAAUGCACCGAAGAGGCCUCCUUCGGCUUUUUUCUUAUUCUGCUCUGAGUAUCGUCCAAAGAUCAAAGGAGAACACCCCGGCCUUUCCAUUGGAGACGUUGCCAAGAAGCUGGGAGAGAUGUGGAAUAACACCGCUGCCGAUGACAAGCAGCCCUACGAAAAGAAGGCCGCUAAGCUGAAGGAAAAAUACGAAAAGGAUAUUGCCGCAUACCGAGCUAAGGGAAAGCCUGAUGUAGGGAAAAAGGGAGUCGCCAAGGCCGAGAAGAGCAAGAAAAAGAAGGAAGAAGAAGAGGACGAGGACGACGACGAAGACGACGAGGAGGACGAGGAAGACGAGGACGAGGAUGACGAAGAUGAUGAUGAUGACGAAUAAGUCUGUUCUAGAGCAGUUUUUUUUCUUGUCUAUAAAGCAUUUAACCCCCCUGUACACAACUCACUCCUUUUAAAGAAAAAAAAAAUUGAAAUGUAAGGCUGUGUAAGAUUUGUUUUUAAACUGUACAGUGUCUUUUUUUGUAUAGUUAACACACUACCGAAUGUGUCUUUAGAUAGCCCUGUCCUUUAGUGGUGUUUUCAAUGGCCACUAACCUUGCCUGGUACAGUAUGGGGGUUGUAAAUUGGCAUGGAAAUUUAAAGCAGGUUCUUGUUGGUGCACAGCACAAAUUCGUUAUAUAUGGAGAUGUAGUUCAUUUUCAUCUUCAGUUGUCUCUGCAGCAUACAAAAUAAUUGUUGUUCUGUUAACUGAAUACCACUCUGUAAUUGCAAAAAAAAAAAAAAAGUUGCAGCUGUUUUGUUGACAUUCUGAAUGCUUCUAAGUAAAUACAAUUUUUUUUAUUAG